CGGCUUCUGUCCAUCUCGUCCAGCCUAAUCUCAGCUUUACCGCUUUUCGGACCACAGAACCUGCUGAGAUGGCCGCUGCAGUGUUCGCUCCCUCCGCCUCUCUGGUGUCAGCACCCAAGGCUGUGGUGUCCAGGAAGAGCAUCGCUGGUGCCGCAGUUGUUCCCCGUGCUACCCGCCCAGCCGUGUGCCGCGUGAGCCGGACAGUCAGCGCCAGCGCGCAGAAGCAGACUCUGGCAGUUCCUGCAGCUCUGACCGUUGCCAUGGGUGCUGCUCUCUCAAGCCCUCUGGCUGCCCAGGCCGCUGUGACCCCAUCGUUGAAGAACCUGAUCAACUCCGUGAUUGCUGGAGGCGUGGUGCUGGGAGUGAUUGUGGCUGGUGUCACAGCCGUGUCUGGCUUCGACCCCGUGACCCGCAAGUGAGAGGUCGAGAGUGCCAGCGCGCGCUCUACAGAAUUUGACAGUUGCAUUGCCGAGAAGAUGAUAGACUAUGUGAUGAAGAGAACUCCAAUAGACGUGGAAAUGUUGGGAAGCACGCUCGUGCAUGCGCUUGCAUGAACCUGCAGCUCUUUGGUAGGCACUUGACACAGACUUGCAGUUGCAUAUCGGUCAUGGACCAUUAGUGAUGGGCCAGCUUGGCAUCGCUAGUGCUGUGUUGCUCAGCACGCUGAUAGUGCAAGAACAAAUUGUCAGAGCGCAGCUUGUGCAGUGCAGAGCCUGAAUGUGCUGGGAGCCUGUAAUGCCAAGGUUGUUGGGAU
This is a messenger RNA of Coccomyxa subellipsoidea C-169, 754 nucleotides long. RefSeq lists its product as hypothetical. Gene Ontology annotation, biological process: photosynthesis. The transcript has 3 exons. The coding region runs from base 69 to 419 and encodes 116 amino acids. Lineage: Eukaryota; Viridiplantae; Chlorophyta; Trebouxiophyceae; Coccomyxaceae. The record is from RefSeq and is a predicted model, not a curated record. Gene Ontology annotation, cellular component: photosystem II; membrane.